ACCCUCAGAGUGAAAGGUGAGAGUGCAGAGUCAGUUAUGUAAGGAGAGAGACCUCUGGAACAGACUCCAUAAGAAGCCACAACCAUGGAGAGACAGCUGCUCCGACCAGAAGAGACCGCACCCUGUACAUAGUGACCACCAGAGGACAGAAGAGACUGCACCCCACAGGUCUGUCUCCUCGCUGCCUCUUCCUGUUCCGGCCUCCAUUAUGUUCCCCGUUCCCUUGGUGAGAUGACGCUCUGUCAGCUGCGGGGUCGGCCCUUCUACUGUCGAGAAUGGGCCCUGCAGAGGCUGCAGCACUGCCUGGAGGGACUGUGCGGAGCGCGGGCCCCGGGAAUUCUUAUUACUGGGGCCCCUGGUUCAGGGAAGACGGCCCUGUGUACAGAGAUCCUGUGGCCGACCUCCGAGGCAGGGAGGAACUCCAGACUCAGCUCCCGGGUGCUGGCGUACCACUUCUGUCAGGCGCAUGCGCACAGCAGCCUCGACCCGCAAAACUUCAUCCGGAGCCUGGCGCAGCAGCUGCAGAACAGCCCCCUGAUCAGCGCAUACAAGGGAGUGUCUGACAGCGCCACCUGCAGGGGGGAUCUACAUGAAAUAUUCAAGAGGGUGGUCUUGACCCCGCUGGCGGAGCUGCCGCCGCCCUCGCAGAACCUCUUGCUCCUCGUGGACUCGGUGGAUGAGAUUUGCUGCUGUUGUCGAUCUGAUGAAUUUUCGGGGGAUUCGGACUGCACCAUUGCCGAGCUGCUGGCCGCCCACUAUGAGCUGCUCCCCCCUUGGCUGCUGCUGGUAUGCUCCAUGCGGAGGCAGAACAAGGCCGUCACUAGGAUGUUCACAGGCUUCCGUAGACUGUGCAUGGACGACCUCCGUAAGGCUCACAUAGUGCGGGACGUGCAGCAAUACAUCCUGUGCCGCCUGGACAGUGAGUCGGCUCUGCGGCAGCACCUGACCCCAGACACGGCCGAGAUGCUGAACCAGCUGCACAUAAAGAGUAACGGCUGCUUCCUGUUCCUGGAGCGGGUCCUGGACGGCGUCUCCGAAGGCUCCAUCCUCCUACGAGAGAUCCGGCACAUCCCUGGCACUCUGAAUGGGCUCUACCUAUGGCUGUGCCAGCGGCUUUUUUCGGGACGCCGAUUCUGCCUGGUGCGGACUCUGCUGAACGUCAUCUUGGCUUCUCCAGCUCCUCUGUCCCCCGCACAGCUCCAUCAGGCCGUGUGGACAAAGCAGACAAACGGGUGGAGAGCAGAGGAGUUCAGCAAGAUCCUGGCAUCUAUCUCGGUGCUGCUUCACCCUCUGGAUCAGGGCGCCCAGGUGGUCCUCUUCCACCACAGCUUCUCGGAGUGGCUCCUUGACGUGAAGUACUGUACCCAGAAAUACCUGUGUAAUGUCACAGAGGGCCACUGCAUGCUUGCCAUGAACUUAUCCACACGGGCACCAAGCCUGCCGCCUGCCGAGGUGGCCCAGCUGGCCAAGCAUCUUCUUCUUUCGGACAUUCGGGGGCUGGAGCCGUGUCACUUAGCUCUAUGGCUCCUGUGGACUGGGGCCCCGGUGUCGGACUGUUUAGCCUCCAACGUCUCUUUGGAGUUGGAGAUUCUGCAGUUGCUCUUGUUGGCCCGGCCUAAAGUAGACGGAGACGCCAUUGUGGAGGACUCAAUGGCCCUCAAGAGAACCCUGGAGCGCGGUGUCUCUCUGGAGUUCCUGCUGGAGACAGGUGGUGGACUAAAUCAGAGAGACAGAGCUGGCAGGACCCUGCUCGCUGCCGGGGCCCACGCUGGUAACCUGGAGGCUGUCAAGCUAAUGCUUUCCAGAGGGGCUGAUCUGGAGGCCACUGAUGAAGACAAGCAGACUCCUUUAGGAUUGGCCGCGCACCAGGGACACUUGUCGGUGGUAGAGCUCCUUUUGGAACAUGGUGCUCUGCAUGACCAUAGCGACAGUCGUGGUUGGACUCCUCUACGUGCUGCAGCCUGGGGGGGCCACACAGAAGUUGUAGAGACUCUGCUCGCAUUUGGUGCUCACCCUGACACCUCUGGGGCGGAUGGACGCACAGCACUAAGGGCAGCAGCAUGGGGCGGGCAGGAGGGGCCAGUGAAGGCUUUGAUAAGGGCUGGGGCAGAGAUAGAUCGUGCGGAUGAGGAGGGCCGGACUCCUCUCAUGGCUGCUGCGUACAUGGGCCACGGUACGGUGGCCGAAUUAUUACUGGACUCGGGAGCUAACGUGAAUCAAUAUGAUGUAGAUGGGCGCUCUGCCUUGGCCGUCGCCUGCCUGUGUGUGCCAACCGGGAACCAGAGACACCCACAGCUGGUAUCUGUAUUGUUGGAUCAUGGGGCAGAUCCAUUACUGGAAGACAAGGAAGGGUUAACACCACUACUGAUUGCUGCCUACGAGGGGCAAGAAGAAGUGGCAGAGCUCCUCCUCGAAGCUGGGGCAGACCCAGACAGAGCUGGAAAGGACCAGAUGACGCCACUUUUGGCAGCUGCCUCUGGUGGACAUGCCGAAACAGUGAGGGUGCUACUUCUUUGGGGGGCUUCAACAGACGUCUUAGACAUAGAAGGGCGGUCGGCACUUCUACUAGCAGCUGCGGCAGUCCAUGGUGAGGAGGCAGUAAGAGUCUUACUACAUAGGGGUCUGAAUGAGAACCAUCAGGACCACUUGGGGUGGACUGCCCUGCACUGGGCGGCUUGUGAAGGUCGGAGAAGUGUUUGUCGUACCCUGAUAGAUGGAGGAGCCAAGGUGGGCGUGAGGGACCGAGAAGGGUACACGCCAUUUCUCUUGGCAGCUGAAGAAGGGCACACCGGCUGUGUAGAACUCCUGAUAAACCGAGGCUCCCCCGUCAGCCAGCUUGGCAGAGAUGGAAUGACGGCUUUGUGCUUUGCUGCUGUCGGGGGCCACAAAGCUACGGUUGAAUUACUCUUGAGAAAAAGAGCCGACCCUGAUGUGAAAACCACCCAAGGAAAACCACUGCUGCACCUCCUAGCUCUGCAGGGACUAACAGACGUGGCCAAAGUCCUGCUGCAGCAUGGUGCUGACCAAGAGGGCAGGGACCCAGAGGAACGCACGGCUCUGCAUGCCUCCUGCUGGCAAGGGGACGUAGACAUGACGCAUCUUCUUCUGGAGGUCGGACACGCAAACUGCAAUGCAUUUGACAAGGAGAACAGGACUCCAUUACACUGUGCCGCCUGGAGAGGGCAAGCCAACAUCGCGCACCUUCUGAUAGCAAACGGGGCAUUUACUGAUGCACAGUGCUCCCAGGGGGCCACCCCUCUCUGUAUAGCAGCUCAGGAAGGGCACUAUGAACUGGCCAGGGUACUCCUAGAGGAGGGCAAUGCCAGCCCCUUUCAUUCAGACCACUAUGGACGAACCCCUAUAAAAGUAGCAGCCAAGGGUGGGCAUGAGGCCAUAGUUCAUCUUCUAGAAUCCCACGGAGUUCCUUCUUAUCAGGGACCAAUGGCAAAGGUUCCAGGAAAAGAAUUGACUGAGCGAGCAGGUGGUGGAGGUGACAGCUGGUCCACGCUUUCACCAGUGUCAACGGGCAGCCGCUCACUCGACAACUCCUUAAAGAGCUCAGCAGGGUCCAUGCUGACGUCCUCAACCUAUCAUUCCCAGGCCACCGUGCCCAUGGACAGCCUCACAUUCACCCAACAAGUUCAGCAGCACUCACUUCCUCGCAGCCGCUCUCGACAAGCUGUGGCCCUCACCGGCCUGGUAGGUUUCCCUGCCCUCCCUGGAUUGACUGGCGAAGCCAUUACAACAUGGAACCAAAAUCCGAGUUCUCCAGACCGUGAGCUAAAGAGAAACGGGAUCCUCACCAACCCCAUGUAUGGGAGCCCCACAUAUGCUCGCCCCAGGACCGGCGAUGAAGCGCCCGCUAUAGAUAACACAAGACGCCAUCCUAAUAGCAAAGACUAUAUCCAAAGUAAAAGCAGCAGCUCAGGGUAUUCCUCACAUCAUGCCGCCAGCGAGAUCUACUGCAAAAAGGGCAUCAACUCGCCAAAGAAAACCAGAAACAUCAGGGAUGAACCCGUGAGGUUUUCUCAGGAGCCCAGGGGCCCCAAUGACUCUUCACAGAACAUUCAUGACCCAGUGACUUUCUCCUGUGUAGAUCCAGUGGAUCUCCGGAAAACAGCGUCCAACCUAGUGACCUCAUCUGACCACAAAGACGACCUUGUGCCCUCUGCCAGGAGCCCAGUAGACUUUGUGUAUUGUGCCCCGAAAUCAGGAGACGUUGUGCGCUCCCACAGUGCAAAGGAUCCUCUGAACUCUCCAACUAAGGGAGACCCGGACGGCCUCAUGGGGACACCACGCUCCCCUAUGAUCUCCAUCACCACUAUGGACCCUCAGCUCCACCUCAAGCAGGCCAUCAAGCUGAAGUUUGAGGGCCGCACAUGUGGUUUCAACUACAGGAAGGAGACCCCACUAUAAGGAAUUUGCUGAUGUUUCAGGAGAUCGGGCGGCAGUAGGACCCAGAAAACUCCUCAUCCAUCUGAUUUUUUUUAUACGAAGAUCUUAGAGGAUUUUCUGUUCUGAAUACAGGAGCACCUCCCCCGCAGACCCCUGUAUGAGGACCCCAGGGAAUUUACCUUGUUUACAUUCAUCUUUAUACUGAAAA
Molecule: messenger RNA, 4603 nt
Organism: Hyla sarda
Lineage: Eukaryota; Metazoa; Chordata; Amphibia; Anura; Hylidae
Product: ankyrin repeat domain-containing protein 50-like
Molecular function (GO): protein binding
Source: RefSeq, a predicted model, not a curated record